AUGAAUCUUGUUGGCUAUGACUUCCAUUCGACGGGCGGGCCCCAAGCGGUGUCCUGGCCGCCCUACCGCCACCCGGCCAUCCCCCGCUUCGCCGCCGCGUUCGCCGAGGCCGGGGUGCCUCCGCGCCUGGACAUCAACGCCCGCGGCCAGCUGGGCCACUCGGUGAUCCAGACGACGGCGGCGGGCGGCGAGCGCUGGAGCACGUACCGAGGCUACCUCCAGCCCGCCCUCGGCAGGCCGAACCUCCGCGCCAUCACCUACGCCACCGUCACCGAGGUCCUGUUCCACCACGACCAGGGCUUGCCGCCCAAACCCCGGGCAUCGGGCGUCAAGUUCCGCGAUGCGGCAGGCCAGGUGCGUGUCGUCCGGGCCAGAAGGGAGGUCGUUCUGACGGCAGGAGCUCUGCACACACCGCAGAUCCUCAUAUUGUCGGGCAUUGGACCAGCGCAAGAUCUCCAGGCCCUGAACAUCCCCGUCGUGUCGGACUUGCCCGUGGGCCGAGGGCUGCAGGACCAUCCCGGACCCAGCGGCAUGGCGUUCGACUGCACGCCGCCCCUGUGCCACGUGGACUGGGAGCACCGCCGCCAGGACCUCCAGGACUACGGCCGGCACCGCGGCGGCCCGCUGUCCUCGGCCAGCCUCCUGCAGCUCACGGCCUUCCUGCGGACGACGCCCGAACCGCCGCGCGGGCCGAGGCCGGCCGAGCAGCCGGACCUGCAGAUCGUCCUGGACGGGACGGUGGUGUCAGACGACGGCACGGUGUGCCUGGACAGCGACGAGUGGCGCAUGAACCGCAUUUCUAUGCAAUCCGUCGCACUCCAUCCGCGCAGCCGUGGCAGCGUCCACAUCAACUCUUCGGACCCUUUAGGACCCCCGCUCGUUCGGCUCGGCUACUUCACCGACGACGCAGACCACGACCUGUCGGUGGUGGUGGCGGGCCUGCGCCUGGCACUGCGAAUGGAAGGGCCACUCCGGAAGCGUGGACUCGCGCUGAGCCGCGACCCUCGCCUUGCGCCGGCCUGCACGCACCUCGCCUUCGGGUCGGACGAGCACCUGCGGUGCCUGGCGCGGACGACCACCUACACGACGUGGCACUUCGUGGGCACGUGCCGCAUGGGCGCCGUGGUCGACACGCGCCUCCUGGUGCGCGGCGUGCGCGGACUGCGAGUCGCCGACGCGUCGGUCAUCCCCACGCUCACCAGCGGCAACACCAACGCGCCCACCAUCAUGGUGGCUGAGCGCGCUGCCGACUUCAUCAAGCAGGACCACCGGGAGCUGUACCGAGCCUCGGCCUAGUCAACGGGAUGGACGGGAAACGGCGUUCUUGACAUGACAAACAGAUAACGA
This is a messenger RNA of Thrips palmi, 1347 nucleotides long. Its product is annotated as glucose dehydrogenase [FAD, quinone]-like. The transcript is spliced from 7 exons. The coding region runs from base 1 to 1296 and encodes 431 amino acids. The record is from RefSeq and is a predicted model, not a curated record. NCBI's taxonomy places the organism in Eukaryota, Metazoa, Arthropoda, Insecta, Thysanoptera, Thripidae. Gene Ontology annotation, molecular function: flavin adenine dinucleotide binding; oxidoreductase activity, acting on CH-OH group of donors.